Molecule: messenger RNA, 1432 nt
Organism: Ochlerotatus camptorhynchus
Lineage: Eukaryota; Metazoa; Arthropoda; Insecta; Diptera; Culicidae
Exons: 2
Coding region: 254-1432 (392 amino acids)
Source: RefSeq, a predicted model, not a curated record
CACAUGGAGGAAAUUGUUGGCCGGACCAAACAAUAACGCUGAUAUCUUCACAGUUUCGUUGCGGUUCCGUUCACAUCGUGUGGCUUUCCGUGCGGAUGUUGCCAAAUUUUACCGUCAAGUACUGGUACAUCCAGCGGACCGUGACUAUCUUCGUAUCGUCUUCCGUGAAGAACCCGAUCAGCCGUUGAAGCACUAUCGCCUUUGUACAGUGACGUACGGAACGAAAACAGCCCCGUAUUUGGCAAUCGAGGCCAUGAGAGAAUCAGCUAAGCCGUACGAAACCGUUUAUCCGGAAGCAGUGAAGCGGAUCAAGCUUGACUUUUACGUCGACGACUUCCUGUCCGGAGCAGACGACGAGGAACAAGCAAUCCGCCUGAAGCAGCAGGUGGUCGAAAUCUUAUCUUCAGCCGGGUUUGAACUAAGGAAGUGGUCGUCUAAUUGUGAGAAUCUUUUAUCCAACCACUCUUCGGACGAAGCACAACCCGUACAUAUGAAGCUUUCGGAUUACAACGAGGCAGUGAAGGCACUGGGCAUCCUGUGGUAUCCGUCUCGAGAUGAAUAUGGAUUCAAGGUUAGUUUUUCCCCGCACAGUGUCAACACUAAGCGCCAGAUGAUAUCAGAUUCGUCCAGAUUAUUCGAUCCGUUCGGAUGGUUGGCUCCUGUAAUAGUCAAAAUCAAAAUUCUCUAUCAACACCUCUGGCUUUUCGACAUCGCCUGGGACGACCCGUUGCCGUCAGCCGUCGAGCAAGAAUGGCAAGCAGUGAAGCAAAAUCUUCAUCUACUCGAGUCCAUCCGAAUUCCACGGUGUAUUUUUCCAAGCCGGGACCGUGUGCAGUUUCAUGGUUUUUCGGACGCUUCCGAACAUGCAUACGCUGCGGUGGUGUACGCGAGAACAGUCGAUGAUCAAGGCAACGUUUCGGUGGUACUCAUUGCGGCUAAAUCUCGGGUGGCGCCAAUCAAGCAAGUGUCACUACCUCGUCUAGAGUUGAACGGAGCGCUGCUACUCACAGAGUUGAUGCGUCGGAUUACUGAAGCCUUGCCACACCAGCAGAUCGAACACUGGGCAUGGACAGAUUCGAGCAUCGUUCUGCAAUGGCUGUCUUCGCAUCCCCGAAGGUGGAAGACAUUUGUAGGAAACCGGACAUCUGCAAUUUUGGAUUACCUGCCACGAAGCUGCUGGAAUCACGUUUCUAGCAAGGAUAACCCUGCAGACGUUGCAUCGCGUGGACUAUCACCAGAUGAACUUGUCAACAAUCAGCUAUGGUUUCAAGGAGCACCGUGGCUGAAAGAAGAUGAAUCGGGUUGGAAGCGAAGCCCAGCACCACAGGUUGUCGACGAAGAUUCGUUGGAGGUCAAACCGAUCAAAUCGUUAUGUACACUGUUGACGAAAAUAAUCAACUAUGAGGUUGAGAAGCAGUUAAUCGUUAAUUGA